AUGGUGGCUCGCGAGCACACGAGGCGAGCAUACGAAGAGAAGUUGCGACGAGAUGAGGAACGUGAGCAGCAGCGGCGGGCGAUGAAAGAGCUGAAGCCGUCCCCCUUCAGUGGCGAUGAUGGCAUGCCAGCAAAGGAGUGGUUGAGAGAGUUGGAGACGUGGUUCGACGAGGCAGCCGUAGCCCUUCAGAUGAGGCCGCAGAUGUUCCACAAGCAGCUCAAGCCGGGGAGCAGUGCAGCCGCCUGGUGGUACAACUUGCCUGAGGCGACUCGCGGCAGCUGGAAUGAGCUGCGGGAGGCGUUCGUCGAGCAGUACGUGCCGCGCGCCACUUCAGACCUCAUCUACCGACAAGACCUGAAACGAAUGCGGAUGGAAGACAAUGAGACGAUCGAUGCCUUCACCAAGCGUUUCAACAUCCAAUGCACGAAGGUCAAUGGCCUCACCGAUGACGAGAAGAGGUCGAACUAUCUGUCCGCAUUGGUUCGACCGGUGUGGAACGCCAUGAAGCCGUUGCUGAUAGGGAAGAACGACCAGGAAAUGAGGAAGCUCAGCUAUGCCAACCUCUGUAUGCUCGCCCGCGAAGCAGCACCUGAGAAAUACCGGAGGAGCGACACUUCAGAUACAGCUGACCGUGACAGGCGCCCAGCUGACCGUGAUAGGCGCCCCAACAAAUCGAGCAACCGUCGCGGCGACAAACCUCCACGGCCGCUCUUCGCCCCCACGACCACCGACAACCCUAUCGCCUCACUAAUGGCCAUGACGACCCCCGCACUGCUUGCAUCAUUGCAGCAGCACGCCACCACAGCAGCCACACAGGACGAGAGUGACGAUGAGGACCGAAGGGACGGAUAUGAGGGGGAACAGGAGGGCGACGACGAGACGGACGAGUUGAGCACGAGCAUAACAUCGGUGGGCAGCACCCCGGUCGACCAGCUCACAGCUGCACAGGCAGUGGCUGCCCUCCAGCUGAAUGCCCUCAGCAACCCCAUGCUCGCCCUCGCCAACCCUCUGGCCGCCCUUGCCAAUCCACUCGCUGCUCCACUGACAGCCCCACUCGCUGCUCUCUUCAACAAACCCCCAGGCCUCUCAGACGCUCGACUGGACGAACUCUGCAGACAGAACCCGAAAGCCAAGGAGAAACUGAUGAAGCUCCCGUGUGAGCACUGUGGACACCCAGGCCAUUCGAUGAUGACCUGCAUCAGGCUCAAGAAGCUGCUCGUAGAGGCAUGUGACGGACGUCAGUCUGGCCAGCAGAGAGGAGGCGCACCCGACAGGCCAACCAAGUCGCCGCCUCCUCACAAGCCGCCUGAGGGAAACGAAAAGCCUUCGCGCACCUGA
Vitrella brassicaformis is the source of this 1338-nucleotide messenger RNA. The record is from the annotation of a GenBank genome assembly. NCBI's taxonomy places the organism in Eukaryota, Vitrellaceae.